Medicago truncatula (barrel medic) is the source of this 2314-nucleotide messenger RNA. Its product is annotated as APO protein 2, chloroplastic. Bases 972 to 1961 code for a protein of 329 amino acids. NCBI's taxonomy places the organism in Eukaryota, Viridiplantae, Streptophyta, Magnoliopsida, Fabales, Fabaceae. The record is from RefSeq and is a predicted model, not a curated record. Gene Ontology annotation, molecular function: RNA binding. The transcript is spliced from 3 exons.
AAAUCUCCUCUUCCUCUUUCCCUGCAUUCAUCCUCCAUCUCAACAUCUCCGUCCUCGCCACCAUCCUUCAUCCUAGCCAGCAACCACCACCUCAGUCCUCACCACCACCAUAGUCCUCGUCAGUUACCACCAUCUUACCACCACACCUUUCGUCUUCUUCACCACCGUUGUUCUCGCCGUUACGACGUCCUCACCACCGUUGUUCUCGCUGUUACGCCGUCCUCACCACCAUAGUAUUCGAUCCUCAAAACCAUUGUCGUCCUUCAUAUCUGAAAACGGAGUCGUCCUCACCUCACCUCACCUGUCACGGUCAUCCAUCACCAUUGUUGCGGUUUACCGGAGGUUAAGUGAGACAUAGGAGUUGCAGAGGACGGUGGAGUCGACAGCUGAUACACGGUAGCUGGAGAUCGAAGUUGCAUAGAAGAGAUAUAUCUUUUGAACGGUAAAUACGGUGUCGUAUUUGUGUCCACUUAUCCUCCCAAAAAAUUAGAUUUUUAUGCAAUUGAUUGUCGCAAACCGAAAAGUCUAUCCUCCCAAACCAAACCACUUCUGUUCUGUCGUUUCGUUCGUUACCUCCCUCCGGUGUAGUUCCAUAUGCUUCAUGCGUGUGGAACCCAAUGGCAUCAACGGUCUCUCUCUCAAACACAAUCGGACUCUGUCACACCAAACACCACCACAAUAUAGUUAAACUAAACUACACUUCAAAUAUACUUCAAAUCAACACAUUUUCGCGUCCAAAAAUUGGACAUGAUGAUCAUAGAUGCUUUCGGUUAUAUUGUCUUUCUGGACCUAGAAAGGAAAACAAUCAGAAAAGUGAUUAUGAUGCAACUUCCAAGGACAGUGGCAGUAAGAAUAGAAAUGAAAUGCCUCAAAAUGCUGAUUUUCAUCGUCAUUAUUCGAGAAAGGAGAAGAAGCCUUUUCCAGUUCCCAUUGUUGAACUGUGACGGGCAGCUAGGGAGAGGAUAAAGAAGAUGAAAGAUGAGCCAAGGAGAAAACCAAUGCCGGCGCCAAAGAAUGGAUUGCUAGUGAAGAACCUUAUACCAGAAGCAUAUGACGUGUAUAAUGCCAGGAUCACUUUGAUUAAUAAUUUGAAAAAACUGCUCAAAGUAGUACCCGUGCAUGCUUGUGGGUGGUGCAGUGAAAUCCAUGUAGGCCCUGUUGGACAUCCAUUCAAGUCAUGUAAAGGUACACAAUCGAACAUCCGCAAGGGCAUUCAUGAAUGGACAAAUGCACAUGUGGAAGACAUAUUAAUACCGAUUGACGCAUUUCACCUCUAUGAUCGUCUUGGAAAGCGGAUUACUCAUGAACAGAGAUUCUCCAUCCCUCGGAUUCCAGCAGUGGUUGAGCUCUGCAUUCAAGCUGGCGUUAAAAUUCGAGAGUUUCCCACAAAAAGGAGAAGAAAGCCAAUAAUUCGUAUUGGGAAGAAGGAAUUUGUGGAUGCUGAUGAAAGUGAACUACCAGAUGAAGUCCCAGAUAACCCUACGCAACCAUUGAUAGCUGAAAUACCGGAUUCAGAUAUAGUUGCUCCAGUGAACAAGGAGGAAGUAGUCCACCUUGCCGAGGAAACACUCCAAGCAUGGGAACAAAUGAGGAAAGGCACCAAGAGACUAAUGAGGAUGUACCACGUGAGGGUCUGUGGAUAUUGCCCUGAAAUUCAUGUUGGCCCUAGCGGGCACAAAGCUCAAAAUUGUGGGGCACACAAACACCAACAACGCAAUGGGCAGCAUGGUUGGCAAUCUGCAGUGCUUGAUGACUUGAUACCACCGAGAUUUGUGUGGCAUGUUCCUGAUGUAAAUGGACCACCACUGGAACGAGAGCUUAAGAAUUUCUACGGGCAGGCUCCAGCUGUGGUGGAAAUGUGCAUUCAGGCUGGUGCUGCUUUACCCGAACAAUAUAAAUCAACCAUGCGCCUUGAUGUCGGGAUCCCUUCAACUCUUAGAGAAGCUGAAAUGGUAGUUUGAGAUUUAAGUGUAAAUGCAUGUUUUAUGUAGAAAGUCAAAAUGAAUGUACUUGGAAAAUACUAGAAUAACAUUAUGUGGGUAGUUCUGGUUGGGGUAUUUUUUUCUCCCAGUUAAAAUACACUUUGUGUCAUCUACUGUCCUCACCACAUUGUAGAAGACCAACAAAAUUGGUGUCAGAUUGAUGGAGCAAAAAUAACUUGAUCCAAGCUUCCUUGCAAUCUUUUCCUGUCAACUUUUUAAGAAGGCUAGGAGGGUACCUGUUUGGAAAUUUUUUGCUUGCUGGACAUUAAAAAAAUAAUUGGUAUGCCAUGAUUAAUCUCAAUUAUGAAAAGGCUAGUACUUUGUUAUUGUAA